This is a messenger RNA of Closterium sp. Naga37s-1, 816 nucleotides long. NCBI's taxonomy places the organism in Eukaryota, Viridiplantae, Streptophyta, Zygnematophyceae, Desmidiales, Closteriaceae. The record is from the annotation of a GenBank genome assembly.
AUGUCCGUCGGUGACAGCGUCCAGCUGGCGUGCCGUGAUUCGCUGCUGCCGUUCCUGCAGCAGGAGGCGCGCGCAGCUGGCGGAGGGGGAAGCGGGGGAGGGGGAGGGGCGGGGUCGGAUGGGGGAGAGCUGAAGCUUCUGGAAGUGGACGAGUCGAUGCUGGCGGAGCUGCUGAGCGAUGGAUGGGUGGAGAGUGGUGAAGAGAAAGCGCGAGGAGAGGAGGAGCAGCUGGUGUUGAGAGGAGAGAAGAGCAGCAUCAACACUGUGCAAAUCGGCGACACGUGGCGCGGCGUCGAUCCCGCAUACCUCGCCUCGCUCCUCCACCUCCUGCUGCUGACGGCAGCAGCCAAUGACUGGCCGCCACGUGCCAUUCCUGAGGCUGCUACCGUGGCUGCUAUGUGCGGGGAAGGGGGGAAGGGGGAAGCGGGGAAAACGGAAGGGGGAGAGAGGAUGAGGGGAGAAGGUGAAGGGGAAGAGGGGGAAGGGGAGAGAAGGGAGGGUCCGAGGGCAGAGCUGGUGAGGCACUGUCUGAAGGUGUUUGGUAAGAGGAGGAGGAAGGGGAGGAGAGAAGAGUGGGAGGAGGCAAGGAGCGUCAGAGUGGGGGGAAGUGGAGCGGACGAUGGAGGGGUGGAAGAUUGUGGGAAAGGAGAGGGAGGGGAGGGUGGAGGAAUGGAAGAGGGGGAGUGCGUGUGGUGGGAGUUGGAUGAGAGGAAGGUCUGUCGCCACUACGCCAGGCAGCUGCUGGAAUCAGGUACCCCUCUCCCCACCCUUACGUCCCUCCCUCUUACCCCUAAACCCCAAGUCUCAAAACCCUGA